CACUUCCUAGUAAAUCGCCACGAAAAUCGCGCGUGGUGUUUUUGUUCGAGCCUCAAAGCUUCUUUGCAAUCUUCGCGACCACGACGUCCGGCGCCGCGACACCAGUCUUCGCGCUCUCGUGGCUCGCGCCCUUUUUUCUCGAUGCUCGACGAUCUUGUGAUUUGUUUUUGUUCGAGCCUCGAAGCCUCUUCGCGACACAUGCCUUCGCGCCUUCGUGGUGAUCAAUUUCGUGUCUCCCUGGUCUCCAGUCAGUUUAGUGCAGUUUAGUGACGAGCGUUGAACAGAAUAUUGGAGAUUGGACAUUUAUUUUUGUUGGAGUCUCGAAGCUUCUUCGUGAUCUUUGUGCAAGUCUUCACGCCUUCGCGACAUUCGCGAUCACCGAUUUUGUAACAAGCGUUGAACAGAACACUGGAGAUUGGACAUUUACAGUAUACAUUUUACUGGAGAAUUUGGUCGCCACUAUUCCUCACCUAACGCCCUCGUACUUCAUUUUUGUUUCGAACCUCGGAGCUUCUUCGAGACACCGACCAUCAGUGUGACGAAUUUUGAUACGAUUACAGAAGAUUACAAUGCCAUUAUAAAAUAUAUGGAGAUUAUCUUGGAGCAUGGAUCAACAGAAGAUGACGGAACAGGUAUUUCGGACGUAUCUCUGAAACAGAAAUUGCAACCAUGCUAUGAUGGGGAGGAUUCCAAUACUUCAGAAUCCGAUGACUGUGAUUAUGCUAAAAGGCGUCAAAAGAAUCCAAAACAUUUGAAAGAUAAGUCGGAUUCCGAUUCCUCCGACGUAUCAAUUGUAAAGAAUAAACAAAAGGAAAGGUUUGAUGAAGAAGAAAAAUCAAAAGAUGACUAUGAAGUAGAUACUAAAAAGAGUAAAAAAAAUCUGAAAAAUUCGAAAGACAUGUCUGAUUCCGAUUCCUCCCACGAAUCGAUUGUAAAGAACAAACGGAAGGAAAGGAGAUUUGAUGAAGCAGAAAAAUGAAAAACCUCUAACGCCAGGGUACAAUCUCAAAAAGCUUUAAAUACUGUUUACGCGAGCAGAAAAGAAAACAACAAUCCGAUUUCUCCGAUCAGAGGGAGAAAAUGAUUCAACGGGCAUCUUAUCGGCACAACAAUUUUAAAAAUAUGUUAUAAAGAAAUUUGAAGAAGUAAUGGUGUUGCUGGAACAGAGUAAUGCUUCUUCUGUUCGUCUUCUGAAUUCUCUUCAGACGUACAUGAAUCCAACUUCAAAACCAGAUGGAUUUCCUGAUUUGCCUUUGACAACCGACGAUGAAUUUCGAAAGUUGGAACUGAUGCUAUCAGAAAAAGCGGCGGAUAACCCUAAUGGCCGAAAAGAACCCGCACUUGCUUAUACAUAUUUGAAAGGACGAUUGUCAACAAUUGGUGGAGCUGAUCAGAGAUCCUGCGUCAUGAACAUAUUAAAAUUUGUAAUGACAAAUCAGCUGGCUAUGUCUUACAAUUGGAAGGGGCUACAUAAUAAAAAAAGUUUUGAAAAAACAAAACUACGUGAAGUUAUUACGGAAGCGGCCAAGGUUCAAUUCCGUGGAAAAGAAUCAUUGGACGCAGCAAUAAAAGAGGCGAUUCAAAGUUGGCUGAAGUUAGCGAAAAGUAGACACGUAUACGGUUCAACCAAAAAGUAGUAUACUCAUUUAUACUUUUUAAAUAUUUUAAAUAUUUAAUUUAUAUACUGUUUAAGAAUAAAUGAUAUUUUAAACAAAUUGUCAAACUUCCUACAAUACUUAUAUAAAUAUAUAUAUCAAGAGGCACGGUAGUGCCUCGCGCCAAGUGUACGCGCAGCGAGGCACCACCGCUGCUUCUUUUACGCGAGACGCCUUUUGCGAUUUUCUGUAAUUAUCGGAUUCUCAAUAACGGCUGAAUCGAUUGAUUUCUAAAUAGGUUUAAUGGAUAGCUUGGAUUCGAUUUAUAUAAUGAAAGUAUUUUUAUUUUUCCGCUACAUGACUUACGAGCGAAGAUAUUGCGAUUAAAGUUUUUCGCUCAAGAGUAAAUCUGUUUAAGAAACGUCGUAGUCAUCGUCGUCGCCCGGCCGCUAGGACAAAUGGCGGCGGUUUGUAUUUUGUACUGUUGCUUUCCGCGCGAUAGAUGGCUUACGAAUUGACACGGAACACGAGUAAUUAUAGGUUUGUUCUUUUUAGUUGUUUGCUACACUAGUUUCUAACUUACUGCACCAGUGCAGCAGUGCAGUGAAAAAGAACAGACCAUUUGUAUCGUGAUUGGCGAUCGGCGCGCCGCGUAUUGAGGUAAUGAUUUGAGGUUAAUCAUGUGACAGUUCGAGGUUAGUGUCAUGUUGACGUGCGCGAGGUUAAUGACAAGUUAAUUUUUAUUAUACAUAAUUUUCAUCUUACAUCGUAGAUUACAUCAUGAAAGAAAAUAUGGCUAUGCCUAAAUUGAUAAUUAUCUCAGAUAAGUUACACAAAAUUGUAUGAUAAAUAUUCUGAGAUAAGAGUAAUACUUUGUAUUAUGUUUUAUUUUUAGUUUUUAAAAGAAAGAGAGGAAGAAGUGUCUUGUGCGAAGUGUAUACGUCCUACUGUGGAUAAGAAGCCAAAA
Molecule: messenger RNA, 2562 nt
Organism: Monomorium pharaonis (pharaoh ant)
Lineage: Eukaryota; Metazoa; Arthropoda; Insecta; Hymenoptera; Formicidae
Product: NF-kappa-B-activating protein
Exons: 6
Coding region: 1149-1637 (162 amino acids)
Source: RefSeq, a predicted model, not a curated record